Molecule: messenger RNA, 1020 nt
Organism: Bursaphelenchus okinawaensis
Lineage: Eukaryota; Metazoa; Nematoda; Chromadorea; Rhabditida; Aphelenchoididae
Source: the annotation of a GenBank genome assembly
AUGUCAUCUCUACUAUAUAAGCUGUAUGUUAAUUUUUGGUCAUAACAGAGCAUUACAGACAUAAAAUUUGUAUUUUUCGCUGUAUCAACCACCAAUUACAAUAUGAAACAAUAUGACAAGAAGAUGAACAUGAAAAAUACUAAAAAAAUCAAAAUUUAUACUACUUUACAAAAUCUUCUAACUUAUAGUGAUCUUUUUAUUUGAUAUCAGUCCGUUUUUAUAUGCAAAAUCUUCUUCAGAAACUUCCAGAAAGAUCAAUGGAAGGAUGACAGAUUUUAUGAACAAGAUGACGGAUUUUAUAGAUUGUGGUGGCCAGCAGUUUUACCGGUAAAUCUUUUGUCAUUUCUUUGUUUUCGUUUUGGCAAUUUUUGUGCCGUACUGGUCAGGGAAGUUGGACUUUUACAGAAGCUUGAUGAAUAUUUUAUAUAUCCCUUGUUGAUCUUGAAAUUGUUCAUGUUUUUCGUUAAAUUUUUAGUUGUUUGACAGUUAUUUAAAACCUUUUAUAUGUUAUUUUAGGGUUAUUUGUAUUUUUCGUGUUACUUUGUCAAUGUAUCUUGUCGAUAAUAGUUUUUUAAAUUAUGAAUAAUAUGUUUUAGACAGCUUUGUUCACGAAUUUCGACGUCAAACUUCAAAAUCUACGCAGAAAGGACCUUUAUUUGAAGUUUUGGAAUCUACAGAAGUCAAACUUGGAAUUGAAGUGAUAUAAUCUUAGCUUCAAACCUUGAGAAACAACUUCAAACCUUCAGAAUCUCAACUGAAUACUCCAGAAAGUCAGUUUGAAGCCCAAAGGAGCAGCGUCUCAAUUUGAAUUGGUAUAAUCUUAUCUUGAAGCACCUGAAGCUUGAUUGUAAGUCCUUGAAUUUCGUUUAAACUUUCUGACAGUUUAGCUAAAAUGAGCUUGAACUUACACAAUUUCUAUUUUCAGCUUCAGAAGCCCCACUAGAAGAUGUCUCGCUUCGUUCUAACUUCAACUUUGGCCUUCUCCAUCUUCAUGACCUUAACCUCCAUCAUCUCCGCUGA